CGUGCUUGGGCCUGCCUCGGUCGCUGAAUGGGGACACCCAAAUAUGAGGGACACGUGUCGCUAUGGAGCGGAACUAUCGACUGCUUGGAGGACACGGCACUGCAGCUCAAAGCCGGGAGUUGUAGUUUUUCAGGCACUUUUGUAGUCCUAUUUUCUAUUGGACAUCAUAAACAUGUGGUGAAGACGGAUAGCCAAGCCCCUAACGACACAGUACUUAACAGUGGACCGGUCCAGUGUGCCUUGUCAGGAUGUUUUAAACAGAAAAACACUUUUGUUAGGAUGCAAUCUGAAAACCAACCAAAAUGAAUUGAGCUAACCUGGCAGUUGGCGCCCUCCAGCGGUCAAUCCACAGAAGGCAGGACAACGGCUGCUGGUGAUUCUGCCAUUUCUUUAAAAGUUUAGCCUUCGGUAGUGGACAAUGUAGAACAUAUAUCAAAUGAUUUUAUGUACGAGUUAAUUUUAUAGAUUUUAUUCUAUUUUUGGCACACAGAAAGACAAAUCUCCACAGUGAAAAGCCUUGCUAGCCGUGUAUUUUUUUUAUUUUUCACAACAUAAUCCCAAGUAGUGGACUUCCGGUUGGCCGUGUAGGCGAUGAUUGCACGACGAUUGUUGUUUCUCCAUUUUAUUUGGUUUCUUCCUCGUUGGUUCAAGCCAGGACUUCCGCCUGUACGCAUGUGUUUGUGGCGUCCACCGUGCUUUUAUUUUUGCACUGUUUCCGGUGUGGAAGCUGACAGCCGGUUGCUUUACUGCCCAGACGGCUUGCUAAGAAAAGUUCGACUUUGGAGUAAAAAGUGAGGUGUUGAGGCUCCGGCUGGAAUGUGACGUGUCCAGCUGGAGGCUCCAGGGAUGGCGGACGGAAUGCGGUGGUGGUCUGGUCGUGGUCCUAGAAUUAGCGGAUCAGCCGUUCCGUGACGUCCCACUCCUAAUAUUUUUCACCUCUUUUCUUCGCCACACCAGGAGAAGGUCGUGGGUGCUAAAGCUCUGGUUGGCAUUGUAGCGUACUAGCUUGUGCCUAAUGAAGUGGUCUGUGAGUGCUUCAUAAAACACCGGAAAGUAGAAGUGCAUAUUUUUAACUUUGCAUAUUAAACUUUGGACAAAAUAGCUCGGUGUGUGUAUGUCGACAAAAGGUCUUCAACAUGCGGCUCCACACGAUGAGCCGAGUGCAUGAAACCAUAGAAAAGUAUAUUUCAACUCCUCCCUAUUCAAUACAUUAGCUCGGCUGUGUCGCGGAGCAUCCUCCCGAGUAGACGAUCUUCGCCCUGGCCCCCGCUGCUGACGCGCGUCGGUCCGUCACGUGACGUGUGGAAUGUUAACAAUGUAGCGAGUGUCCAACUUUGUGCCUCGCUGCUGCUUCUUCUCCUUCUGCUGCUCCAAAAUGGAGCCCGGGAUCACCCCCUUUCCUCCGCUCCUUCGUCCCCGCUGAGGCCGCCCGAGGCACCCGAGGCCCGGACAAGAGUUCCAAGAAGGAGCCGACGGAGGACGACCAAAAGUGGCAAUUGGACCGAAUCGAAGUGAUCGUCGUGGCCGCUUCUUCUCACAUGGCGCAGGUUGGCAGCAUCACGGUUGGGUUCCGUGCCACCCUUGGGACCGGCUGCAUCUCCUGGAAUAAGCUGGAACCCGAGCCUUGAAAAGCACAGCAUGGAGCGCCUGUAGGACCCCCCCCCCCCUACAACACCCCCCCAUCGGAAUCCACAGACGCUACCCAAUAAGGGCCACAAGUCUUGGAUCUAUUUGCUGGGUGGCUAACUGAGCGUGUGAGCGGUUCCCCGUGCCGGGUGCCUGACCCGGGCACCUCCGCCAUGAGACCCAAGACGUUCCCGGCGGCCCCCUAUGUGGGCAACACCCGGCAGAGGCUUCAGGAGAUCAAGGAGGGCCUGAAGCAGCCCGCCAAGAUGGUGAGCCAGGCCCUGCACGGGGGCGGCCCGCGAGCCGAGGGCGGCCGCCCGGCCGACUGUAAAGGCGGCAAGGACGCGACAGGUCGGCAGCAGCCGGUGCGACCCCCGCAGAAGUUCAACAACUACCAAAAUGCCCUGCGAGAGAUCCGCAAGUCCCUCAUGCCCUUCGCCAACGAGUCGGGGCCCUCCUCCGGGUCCGGGCACCCGGCCGGCGAGGUCAACCGGCAGAUGCUGCAAGAACUGGUCAACGCCGGAUGCGACCAGGAAAUGGCGAUCCGGGCACUGAAGCAAACAGGCAGCAGGAACAUCGAAGCGGCGCUCGAGUACAUCAGUAAGAUGGGCUACCUGGACCCCCGCAACGAGCUCAUUGUCCGCGUCAUCAAACAGACGUCGCCAGGAAAGGCAGGAAUGCCCCCUUCCAUGGACCACCGUCCUGCAAUGGAGGCCUCGGGUGAUGCCACAGGUGCUAUGCCUCCUUACCACCCGAUGGGGGCCCCCAUGUAUGAGAGUGUACCUGCUUUUGGGCCAGAGGGACCUUACAUGGGUCCUCCCCCCGUCAUGAACUACAUGAUGCCUCCGUCCGGGACGGCACAGGGCCCCCCGAUGGGGAACCCCAUGGGUCGUCCCCCCAGCAUGGGCGGCUACCCGCCAGUGAUGGCCACCCAGAGUAACCCCGCCAACACCAUGUACCCUCCUGGGGCCCAGCAGAAAGGCUAUCCCGGGGGCAUGGAUCAGCACGGGGCCAUGAUGAGCUACAAUGUCCCAGCUCAACCUCUGCAGCUUCCGCCCCAGCCCCCAGGGGCUCCCGUUCCAGGCCCCCACUAUGACUACGGCCAUGCCAGGCCUCACUUAAUGGAGACGGCGGGCUACGGAGUCAAGAGAACCGCCUCCUUUCAAAACAAGAUGGCGCCCCCAGACAAUUACGUCAACAUGGGCCAGGGCGGGCCAGGAGGGGGCGGGGGUGGCUACCCCACCAAUCUCUACCUGCCCUCUCACUCACACCCGCGGCAGGCAAGCCCAACCUCCCACCAAGUCCACAUGAUGUCCCGUUCCCCGGGUGGGGUGCCAGCCAUGGGCCCGGACUUUCCCGAUCUUCCCCAGAGCCUAAUGACCCCAUCCAGGGCGAGCCUCAACCUGGACAUGUACGAGCACCACUGGGCGGGGCCUCCGGGUCCUGAAGGGCCCCCCCCAGCCAGGCAGCCACAACCCCAGGGACCCUUCAGGGGUGAGGUUCGGGUUCCGAGCAGAGCCAACUCAUUCAACAGCCGCUCCGCCGCAUCCAACGGCGUUCGGCCCACGAUGACUGCACCCCCUUCAGGUGGAAAACCGGAACCUUCCCUGGGCCCCCCCAACACCAUCACGGCCGUCACCUCAGCCCCCAUCCAGCAGCCGGUCAAGAGUAUUCGGGUGAUGAGGCCGGAGCCCAAGACCGCCGUGGGGCCGUGCCACCCCGGCUGGAUGACGGCCCAGGCCCAGGAUUCAUCGGAAGCGCUGGCCUACAUGGCGGAGGAGACGUACUCCCUGGAGCCCCCGCAGGAGCCACGCUGCCCACCUCCGCCUUACCCCAAAAACCUCUUCAUGCCGGCGGCACCCGGCGAGACCGGCACCCUGGAGGGCGCUGCAGCCGUCAUCGGCAGGGCUCAGGACCUUAGCAACGCCGCUUCCAGAAGCGCGCACGGCGGCAGCGGAGGGAGUGCCAACGCGGACGACGGAGACCAGCGGGUGAAGGAGAAGACCAAAGUCAGCAAGGGGGACAAAACCCUGAAAGACAAGAAGCAGAUCCAGACGUCGCCCGUGCCGGUGAGGAAGAACGGACGUGAUGAGGAGAAACGAGAGUCCCGCAUCAAGACCUACUCGCCUUUCGCCUUCAAGUUCUACAUGGAGCAGCACAUCGAGAACGUGAUGAAGACCUACCAGCAGAAGCUCAACCGCAGGCUUCAGCUGGAACAGGAGAUGUCCAAGGCCGGCCUGUCGGAGGCGGAGCAGGAGCAGAUGAGGAAGAUGCUGAACCAGAAGGAGUCCAACUACAACCGGCUGCGACGCGCCAAAAUGGACAAGUCCAUGUUCGUCAAAAUCAAAACCUUGGGGAUCGGCGCCUUCGGGGAGGUGUGCCUAACGCGUAAGGUGGACACCAGCGCUCUCUACGCCAUGAAGACGCUACGCAAGAAGGACGUCCUCAACAGAAACCAGGUGGCCCACGUGAAGGCGGAGCGCGACAUCCUGGCGGAGGCGGACAACGAGUGGGUGGUGCGUCUCUACUAUUCCUUCCAGGACCGCGACAGCCUCUACUUCGUCAUGGACUACAUCCCCGGGGGCGACAUGAUGAGCCUGCUCAUCCGGAUGGGCGUCUUCCCCGAACCCCUGGCGUGCUUCUACGUGGCUGAGCUGACGCUGGCCAUCGAAAGCGUCCACAGGAUGGGUUUCAUCCACCGCGACAUCAAACCCGACAACAUCCUCAUCGACGUGGACGGGCACAUCAAGCUCACCGACUUCGGCUUGUGCACCGGCUUCCGAUGGACGCACAACUCCAAGUACUAUCAGAAAGGGAGCCACGUGAGACAGGACAGCAUGGAACCCGGCGACUUCUGGGACGACGUGUCCAACUGUCGGUGCGGGGACCGUCUGAUGACGCUGGAGCAGCGGGCCGAUCGGCAGCACCAGCGCUGCCUGGCGCACUCCCUGGUGGGCACGCCCAACUACAUCGCCCCCGAGGUGCUGCUUCGCAAAGGUUACACCCAGCUGUGCGACUGGUGGAGUGUGGGCGUCAUCCUGUUCGAGAUGCUGGUGGGGCAGCCGCCCUUCCUGGCCCCCACUCCUACAGAGACCCAGAUUAAGGUCAUCAACUGGGAGAGCACCCUGCAGGUGCCCGCGCAGGUCCAACUGAGGCCGGAAGCCGUGGACAUCAUCGCUCGCCUCUGCUGCUCGGCGGAGGACCGCCUGGGGGCCAACGGCGCCGGCGAGAUCAAGGCGCACCCCUUCUUCGGCAAGGUGGACUUCACCAGCAACCUGCGGCAGCAGCCUGCCCCCUACCGGCCCAAGAUCGCCCACCCCAUGGACACGUCCAACUUUGACCCCGUGGAGGAGGAGGGCGGGCCGGGCGCCUGGAGCGACAGCGGCGACAGCACCCGCGCCUUGGACGCCCUCUGCUCCCCGCACGGAAAGCACCCGGAGCACGCCUUCUACGAGUUCACCUUCCGCAGGUUCUUCGACGACAACGGCUGCCCCUUCCGCUACCCCAAACCUCUGGAGGCCGGCACCGGGACGGGCCCGGAGGAGGAAGAGGAAGCCGAGGAGGACGAGGAGGAAGAGGAGGAGGGCGGUGAGGGAUGUGAGCCCGUCUAUGUGUAGACCGGCCGACCCCGCCCAUCACGCUUCCUACGGCUCCUCCCAUGGCCCGCCACCAAAAAGCCCCA
Molecule: messenger RNA, 5308 nt
Organism: Doryrhamphus excisus (bluestripe pipefish)
Lineage: Eukaryota; Metazoa; Chordata; Actinopteri; Syngnathiformes; Syngnathidae
Gene: lats2
Product: large tumor suppressor kinase 2
Biological process (GO): regulation of organ growth; hippo signaling; peptidyl-serine phosphorylation
Cellular component (GO): spindle pole; nucleus
Molecular function (GO): protein serine/threonine kinase activity; ATP binding; protein binding
Source: RefSeq, a predicted model, not a curated record